AUGUCUGAUAUCAAAGAUGUUGUUAGCUCUAAACUCAAUUACCACAAUAGUUCCCAAAAUAGAGGAAUACUCAAAGAAGUAGUUGAAAUUAUAUUCGAAAAUGCUGCUAGAAAUCCAGAAUUCAUUCCACAAUGGAUUGCUAUUUGCAAAACGCAUACUUCAGAUGAUUUGAUUGCUGAGUUUGGUGAUACAUCAGAGUCCUAUUUGAGGAAAAUCAAACAACCCGAGAAAAGAAAUAUAAUGAGCAAUGCGGAUAGAAAUAUUAUGUGAGUAUUUCUUUUUAUAAUUUUGAAAUUCACCAAAAAAUUUCAGUCAACUCGUUGGUCAAUUAUUCAUCAAUAACCUAAUUUUAUGGAAAAUAUUGAAAAAAUAUAUUUUUGAACUUUUCGAAUCAAUUCAAGGUGAGUGUUUUGCACUACAACACUCCGCGAUUACACCUUCAACAAUUUUUUAGAUCCUACAAAAUGGAGUUUAGCAAAUGAAUCGAAUGUUCAAUUAGGAAUUGUUUUGAUAAGAAAUAUUGGAUGUGUUAUUGAUAUUAGUGAAAAUGGUCCGAUUCAUUUUUGGUUUGGAAUAUUGGAACAUGUUGAGCCAUUUCUUGGAAAUAAAACACGAGAAAUGAUCAAUGAUUUAUUGAAACUACGAAAAAAUGGAUGGAAUCGAGAGAAGGAAAUUGAUGAGAAAAAUGCAAGAAUCAUUGAAUUGGAACAGAAAAUUAGAGGGUAAAAUUUCAUUUUCACUGACAUGAAGGAAGGGAAAAUCUGAAAGUGUGUUAUCUAUACAGGUUUCAAAACGAUGGGUUGACAGAGCAACACAGAAAGAAGCAUGAGAAUAAUGCAAAUGAAAUAUUAUCUCGAAAAGUGGAAGAACUGGAAAAGAAAAUCGAAAGGUAUCGAAUUGAGAUUAUUUAUAUGAAAAUAAAGAAAUCUCGAUUUCAGAAUCAGUAAAACGAACCUGAAUCUUGAAAAUCAAGUAUCUGGUUUGCAAAAUGAAUUAGUGGCUCAACAAAAUGUGAAUUCUGAUAUUGAAAACCUUCGGCAAAUUAUUGAGAGGUGAGAAUUUCUUCAAUAAACUUAUUUCAACCGUUUCCUAUUUACAGUAAUCAAGCCGAAAUUGACCCAACAAACGGUUCAAUAAAUGUAACUAUUACUCGAUUCUCACACCCUGAAGUUAAUAGAAUUCAUCAGAAAUACAAAGGCAUACUGAAAAUCGACAGAAAAGAGUUUCUGAGUGUUAUUGAGUCGAGACUUGCAACUUUAUGCGAAAUGCAUCCGAGACGUCUUGAUAUUCUGCAAAUGAAAUUGGACAUCAUGAAAUUCGAAGAUGAAAAACUUGCUGAUUAUCUUAGAGAAGUUAAUGAGAAAUAUUGGAAAAUUGAGUGGAAUCACAAUAUUUCAAUCGAGGAAUUGGGCGAGGAGAUUGAAGAAUUUCCAAGUAUAGAUUUCAUGGAGAAAUAUAAUCGAUUAAUUGCGGAAAACAAUUUGACAAAUAAUCAUCUCUCAUUAUCAUAA
Caenorhabditis angaria is the source of this 1511-nucleotide messenger RNA. The record is from the annotation of a GenBank genome assembly. NCBI's taxonomy places the organism in Eukaryota, Metazoa, Nematoda, Chromadorea, Rhabditida, Rhabditidae.